This is a messenger RNA of Strongylocentrotus purpuratus (purple sea urchin), 1681 nucleotides long. RefSeq lists its product as uncharacterized. Bases 4 to 996 code for a protein of 330 amino acids. NCBI's taxonomy places the organism in Eukaryota, Metazoa, Echinodermata, Echinoidea, Camarodonta, Strongylocentrotidae. The transcript has 7 exons. The record is from RefSeq and is a predicted model, not a curated record. Gene Ontology annotation, cellular component: plasma membrane.
AAAAUGAAAAUGGUGGGACAAUUUUUACUGCUAGUACUAUGUGUACUACGAUACAAUGUUGCAGGUGGUCAGGUAGUAACGGACCGGAACACAGUUAUGAUCAAAGGAUCAGAAGCAAGCCUUCAAUGUUCCUUUCGUGGGACGCCUUUGCAACUUUAUUGGUUCAAAGAGGGUGAUCCUGCUAUGUCGAAAGCAGAAACCUUAAUUGGAUUUUAUAGUGGAAGAACACAACGACCCGAACAUGACAGCGGAAAGUUCAAUGUGAGUGAAGAUUGCUCCCUCACAUUCACUGCAGAAAUUGGUGAUGCUGGUCGCUACUACUGCGACGUGUCGAAUGACGAAGGAACUAAGAUUGGGGGUUUCACGGAUGUGACUGUAGCUGUUCCUCCAGACGACCCAUUCCCCAUGAUAGACAAUUUCACGAUUUCGGACGGUAAUCGGCCGACAACGAUUACCUGUCGAGCGGAUGGGGCUUCUAAAGGUUUGGUAGUUUUACAAUGGAUGCACAAUGGGGAUGAGUACCCUCAGAUUAUCAGGAACUUCACAAACGCAGACGGAAUCACAGAAAACCUCACAGCGACUAUCGAGGCCCUGGUUAGCGAAGAACCCUACAUCUGCGUCGGCACCCUGAAGGCAACCAAUCGCGUUAAUUCAACAGAAGAGGCCUUUGUCCAACGAACCAUUUUCAGUACCAUACGAUCCGAAGGACCCACAGAAUAUUUGACCACACCCGUCGAGGAUACUGACAACAACCAUUCGACGGUGAUUGCAGUGGCAGUUUCAGUUUCAUUUCUUCUCGCUCUCACUGUCAUUGCUGCAGUGUAUCUUUGUAUGAAGAAGAAGAAGCUUCAAAUCCGCACACUUCAGUUAUAUAAGAUAUUACAAAAGGAGGGAAGCCGACGAGUUGGCCCCGAGGCAAAGUUUCAACAGGGUGUCAAUAACGUUGGAUCCCGAGAGGAAGCGAGCGUCACUCUCGUGACUCCGAAAAAGCACUGACCUUGAAUAAAUUAAUUAAUUUCCCUUAUUUUUGCAUCCAAAUUAUUGUCAAGGGACAACAUUUCCACCUUUUGUAAAUACUAAAUUUCAUACAUUGAUUACGCUUAAGCUGCGCCAAUGUAUAUGGCGAUGUGAACUAGGGGGUCUGAGAGUAUUUUGCAGUGCGUACCAGUGAGAAGAAGAAAAAAUGCAACCUGAAAAGAAACAGUAAUUGAAAAAAAAUAUCGAGUUUUAUGUUAAUAGCUCAUAAAUUUAAAAUGAUAUGCCUUCAAAUGGUACUGUGAUUACAUUGAUCAAUAAUUAACCGAGCAACAUUGUUUUAAAAAUGGCAUUUCAAAAUACAGUUGUGCCAGAUUUUGGAAAAACGGUAUUGAGUAUCACAUGUGAACAUGAAGUUCAAGAAAAUGUAAGCUUUAAAAGAUUUCCAUUAUGUGAUGUGCCUAAAGCAGUUACCCCUUUUUGACAACACAAAACUGUUUGGGUUGCCCUUUAGAAAGUUGCAGUUCUGUAAAUGCUAACAUUAGGCUAUUAAAAAAUAUACAUGUUUAGCGUCCCCGCCCGCUUCCUUUUGGGGGACGCCUCCUUUUUUUUUUAAAGAAAAAAAACAUGAAAAACAUUGCUAAAAAUAAUGAAGUGGAUCUUUUUCUGAUUUAAAAAAAAAUAUAUAUAUCGGCGGCUAUCUUGA